Molecule: messenger RNA, 2768 nt
Organism: Wasmannia auropunctata (little fire ant)
Lineage: Eukaryota; Metazoa; Arthropoda; Insecta; Hymenoptera; Formicidae
Gene: Pink1
Product: serine/threonine-protein kinase PINK1, mitochondrial
Exons: 7
Coding region: 285-2132 (615 amino acids)
Biological process (GO): protein phosphorylation; positive regulation of mitochondrial fission; regulation of apoptotic process
Cellular component (GO): mitochondrion
Molecular function (GO): ATP binding; protein serine/threonine kinase activity
Source: RefSeq, a predicted model, not a curated record
GGAGUCACGGUAGUGGUUUGGUAUCAUAUAUGCAUACGCGAAAAUACGCGAGGCGUCAUGAAAGUUACGAAACAUAUAUGAAUAUAUCAUCAGUCACAGUGUUUGUAUAUACAUACGUUCGUCUUGUGCGCCGUGGCCGCCGUGUCAGAUUUAUUUCAUUGCGCGAUUAGAGACUAAACGGCAUAAAGAUUGAGACCUUUAUAACGGCUUUACCACCCGCUUUUAAGGCAUAUUUAAUUUGCGGGCUUGCCCGCUGGGCUGUCCCAGCCCAAGAAAGGAGCGAAAUGUCAAUACGGACAGUGGUCCAUCGUCUCGUGCAAAAUGGUCGCGUCGUAUUGCGCUCAUUACGAAAUAACGAGCGCUUGCAUUCAAAAGGAUAUACAACAGAUAAGCCCCUCGACAAGAUACACGGUGCACAGAUAGGCAAAUCUCAAAACAGCGGCUUUUGCCAAAAUAGUGGCAAUGUGUGGAAUACAAGAAAACAUCUUGGUUAUUUGGGGACACAUGCUAGACGCAUCUUUGUCGACAAUAUCUUGAAAAGGGUAACCAACAGUCUGGCAGCAGAUUUACGAAGACGUACUGCGAGUAGACUUGUCUUUGGUGAUUCUGCGCCAUUCUUUGCUUUUGUUGGCAUAUCAUUAGCAUCAGGUACAGGAAUAUUAACAAAGGAUGAUGAACUGGAAGGAGUAUGUUGGGAAAUUCGGGAAGCAGUUUCCAAAUUGCAAUGGAAUAUGCCACAAAAUGAUAAAAACUAUCAAACUAUUCCUACCAAUGAGAAUGCUAUAACUUUGCAAAAUUUUGUAAUGGGACCUAUAAUUGCUAAAGGUUGUUCCGCUGCUGUAUAUGCAGCACGAUUUGUAAAUACUAUGCAGGAUGAAGAUAAUUCAAUAAAUAUUGAAGUUAAAGCAGAAGAUACAAGUGCAUUCCCAUUGGCUAUAAAAAUGAUGUUCAAUUAUGAUGCAGAAUCCAAUGCUGCUGCUAUUUUGAAUGCCAUGUAUAGGGAGACAGUGCCCGCUAGAAAACAUGGAAAUGAUAACUUGACUAUUUGGGAGCAAAAAUUGGUAGAAAGCAAAGUUGUGUUACCACCUCAUCCAAACAUUGUGGCAAUGUACUAUGUAUUUACUGACGAGAUACCAAUGUUACCUGGCUCUUGGGGAAUGUAUCCUGAUGCUUUACCAAGUAGAAUCAAUCCUCAUGGAUCAGGCAGAAAUAUGAGUCUAUUUUUGGUGAUGAAAAGAUAUGACACUACUUUGAAACAGUAUAUAACAAAUCGAAAUAUUGAUAUGCGAGUGUCAAUAUUAUUGCUCGCUCAACUUUUAGAAGCAGUAGCUCAUAUGAAUGCAAAUGGCAUAGCACAUCGAGAUCUGAAAAGUGACAACAUUCUGCUCGAUCUAUCAGAAGAGACUGAUAAUUCUCCAUCUCUAGUCGUAACAGAUUUUGGUUGUUGUUUGGCUGAUAAAAAUCAUGGAUUAUAUCUACCUUAUUACUCUCGUGAUAUCAAUAAAGGCGGCAAUAUCGCAUUGAUGGCACCAGAAGUGAUAACAGCAGAGCCAGGUUCUUUUACUAGUAUUAACUAUACGAAAUCUGAUCUUUGGACAGUAGGGACUAUAGCAUAUGAAAUAUUUGGGAUGCAAAAUCCGUUUCAUGGCAAAAACGGACAUGACAAAGCUGCUUUAAACAAUUAUAACUAUACUGAAAACGAGCUUCCUGCGUUGCCAGACAACCUCCCGCGUAUUAUCAACAUUGUCAUAAAAAAUGCAUUGUCAAGAAAUUUGUAUAAGCGACUUGACAGUGAACUGGCAGCAACUGUGAUGCAACUGUAUCUCUGGGCACCUAGUUCAUGGCUGGAAAACGAGGGACAGUUACCAUCGAGCAAUGAGAUUAUGCAAUGGCUUUUGUGUUUAACCACAAAAGUUCUUUGUGAAGGACGGAAAGAAAAUUUGCCCCUGUCUUAUGGAUUGUCUGUUGAUGCAAAAGACGAUAUCAGACACAAUGAAUAUAAACAAACGUUUUCGAUGCAUUUUUGUGGAAGGCGCACAAUGCCAGAAUAUCAAUUAAUUGCAAGCUUCCUUAACAGGGUAACACUCACUAAUGUUAAAAAUGCAUUAAAAUGGAUACAACGAAAUAUAUAACUCAAGUGUGUACGUAUUAUAUGAAGCACGAAAAAUUCAGUCACAAUUUUGCACAGAAAUUUAUCUACAGCAAAUUGAGAGUAUAACAAUUCUGAAUAUCUAACUUGAUAAAUUUAGGAAUAUAUUGUUCUUGCGCUCUUUUUUCUAUUCUUUUUUUCUCUUAAAGUUUAUAUUGUUUUACAUUGGAUUUCCAAUAUUUGGUUUUGAUACUUCAAAAAACACAAAAGGGUAAAGAGCAAUUUUUAAAUUAAAAAUAUAAAUAAAAUUUAUUUUCAAAUUAGCGAUUAUAAACUAAUAUGUGUAUGAAUAUGUGUAUAAACCCUUUUGUGAUUUUAAUGCCUUGUAAUUUAGGAAUUACUUUUACAAAGUAUUUCAUUUAUGUACACUUAUUUAUUUGAUGAGCAUAAUUACUAAUACAUAUUGAAUGAUAGAAAGAAAUUAUAAAUAUUUUUAUCAAAGUAUGUAAGUAUAAUAAAAUGCAUCAUCAAAAUAUGUAUGAUAAUUCACAAAUAUAUAUUUUGUCAUGAAAUUAGGCUGUGUUGCCAAUAAGGUCAAAACUUAUGUCCAUUGUUAAGAUAUGUUGUUACACUGGUGAUAUUAGCUAAAAAUUAAAUAUAUAAUAUAGUAUAUUUUUAA